This is a messenger RNA of Danio aesculapii, 1458 nucleotides long. RefSeq lists its product as uncharacterized. The transcript is spliced from 6 exons. Gene Ontology annotation, biological process: proteasome localization; nuclear protein quality control by the ubiquitin-proteasome system. The coding region runs from base 464 to 1243 and encodes 259 amino acids. The record is from RefSeq and is a predicted model, not a curated record. NCBI's taxonomy places the organism in Eukaryota, Metazoa, Chordata, Actinopteri, Cypriniformes, Danionidae. Gene Ontology annotation, cellular component: nucleus.
AGUCAGAGUCUGUUUUCCAGCAUUCCUCAGAAUAUCUUCCUUUGGUCAACAGAUGAUAGAAAUUCAUGCAGGUUUGGAUCUAGUGGAGGAUGAGAUGAUGGUGAACUGUCCCUUUAAAUCCACUGUCCUGUCGAUCCAGAUAAUUUACCGCGCAGAACUGACGUCAAACCAACCAGAAUUCAUCCUCUCCUACUCACUAACCAAUGAGAGUGCCGGGAUCUCUGGCCCCGCCCGCACGCUAAGGCAGUGGGCGUGGCCAGGCUGAAUGAAUGAGAGCAGAGCCCGCGCGCGCGCUGAUGAUCAGAAACUUUCCUCAGUGUUCGGUGUUUAUGGUCGGGUUUCCUCAGCGCUGUGUUCAGUUGUUCGCGCUCUCUGUCGCUCAUUGGUGGUUUAUGACGAGAUCCUGAAGGGGAUUUUAGCGUCGCGGUGAAAUACUGAGGAAUCCCUGCAGGAAGAGUUUAAGAUGGCAGAGGACUCUGAGCAGAGAGCAGUGCUGAUGGAGAUCCCGGAGCCACAGGCCAAACUCACAGGAUGUCUGAGGAGAUCCUACAUGGACAUCUUGUGUUCGCGUCAAACUGUGGGAGGGAAACUGCGCACACGCCGCUGCGGCAUCACACACACUGUGAACACACACUCUCGCACCACUGAUGAUCAUCAGACAAACGACUCCAAACAGCUGCUCAACAGCCUCCGGCUCGCAGAACAGUCGGUGUGUGUGCUGUCCGCAGACGUGCGCGUUCUGCUGUGUGAUCUGCAGCAGAAGAAGAGCAGCGUCUUCAUCUCCAUCCCGUACUCUCGGCUCGCCUCCAACCGUGACGCUCGCUGCUACCGCAAGGCGCAACCACACCUGCUGGCCUUCAGGCGAUCAUGUCAGGACGGGGGGCGUGUCCUCCUGCAGGACUCCCAGUGGGCGGAGCUUUUGCAGUUUGUCCUGUCGGCAUGGCGAUACACCAGUGAGCUGCCGCGGUGGGAGAGGAGUACCCAUAAUGCACUGCAGGAGCACUGCUACAACACACUCGCAGCGUACUGCUGCACAGCGCUGCAGAAACACACACCGCCCGUACGCAGAGCAAGAGCACUCCUGCGCAGGUUUAGAGCAGCUACAGUGUGUAAGCGCGUGGUCUCUCCGUGUGUGCAGCAGCUGGAGAAAAUCCUGCAGGAGUAUCAGAGUGGAGAAACACACACACACACCCUGAUGGAGACGCGCUUCAGACCCGCUGGACAACACACACCAGUCAUGUGACCCGCCAGACCACAGCCUCACGACCCACAAUCCCCUGCAGCAGAGGCAUCAUUACACAAACACUUGUGUGUUUUCUGCAGCUGUAAAUAUGUGUGUGUGUGUGUGUGUGUGUGUGCGUGUGUGUGUGUGUGUGUGUGUGUGUGUGUGUGUGUGUUGCACUUUUAAUUGUCUGUAAGUAAUAAACACCUGUGUUGUGUUCAAGGAGCGUCUGCUUU